Molecule: messenger RNA, 358 nt
Organism: Cotesia congregata
Lineage: Eukaryota; Metazoa; Arthropoda; Insecta; Hymenoptera; Braconidae
Source: the annotation of a GenBank genome assembly
AUUCUAAGAUAUGAAUUUAUAAUUUUUAGGUGUCGGCCUGGUGACCCGCAAAAUGGGAGCAAGUGUGAGCCCAGUUGUCGAGUUGACCAAAGACGACAACGACCUGUACACUUUGAAGACAACGAGUACAUUCAAGACCUCUGAAGUUAAGUUCAAGCUCGGGGAGGAAUUUGACGAAGAGACACCGGAUGGUCGCAAAGUUAAGAGUGUCAUAACUUUAGAUGGCAAUAAAAUGAGUCACAUUCAAAAGGGAGAAAAAGAUACAGUCAUUGAACGAGAGUUCACUCCUACGGAAAUGACUGCUAUCAUGAAAGUAGACGACAUCGUUUGUACUCGUGUCUACAAACUUCAAGCAUAA